Messenger RNA from Amphimedon queenslandica, 607 nucleotides. Its product is annotated as angio-associated migratory cell protein-like. The coding region runs from base 34 to 564 and encodes 176 amino acids. Gene Ontology annotation, molecular function: protein binding. The record is from RefSeq and is a predicted model, not a curated record. Lineage: Eukaryota; Metazoa; Porifera; Demospongiae; Haplosclerida; Niphatidae. The transcript is spliced from 5 exons.
GCUGCGGGUGCUGCCACACGUGCAAAGCGAAGCAUGGAUGAUGAGGAAAAUGAUCAAGAACUUUGUGAAGAUGACGUUGUGGAAGUCAUCUCUCUAAGUGAAGGAGAAGAGCAACCCAUUGAAGAUCUAGAGGCUGAUUUAGAUGGAGUAGAGCUUUCUCGUGACAAAGAUGGCUCGGAUGAUGAGUAUAGUAUGGGUGUAAUGGUAAUACAGCCAUUACGCGAUGACUCCAUUACCUGUUUAAAUGAACACAGAGGUCCAGUAUUUGCAAUCGAUGUUAAUUCCAAUGCAAGUUUGGUAGCAUCUGGUAGUCAAGAUGAUAGAGCUCUGGUCUGGAGCACAAGUGAUAAGAAUGUGGUUUUUGAAUGCAAUGGUCAUACGGAGUCAGUUACUUGUGUCUGUUUCAGUCACGACGACAAGUAUCUAGCGACAUCAGAUCUAGCAGGCCUUGUACAGGUCUGGCAGUGCAGUAAUGGAAAGUGUGUGUGGAGAUUUGACGCAUCAAAUGUAGAAUGGUUGAUGUGGCAUACUGGUGCCCAUGUGUUAUUAGCCGAGUACUACUGAUGGGGAUGGUUGGAUAUGGAGGAUACCCUCUGGCGAUGCAAGA